Molecule: messenger RNA, 2625 nt
Organism: Fomitopsis serialis
Lineage: Eukaryota; Fungi; Basidiomycota; Agaricomycetes; Polyporales; Fomitopsidaceae
Exons: 10
Coding region: 1-2625 (874 amino acids)
Source: RefSeq, a predicted model, not a curated record
AUGUCUCACAAUCGCUACGCCUCUCUAGCUUCUGUCCUCUCUCUCGACACUGGACCGGAUACCGCCUCAGAUGUUGGGCUAUCCGACAGCGAGACGGAGUCCGUCCCGCCUCAGACCCCCACCGAUGUCUCUGGCAGCGCUAGCAUUGCCACUCACUACUCCCCUGGAAGCACCUUUACCGACAACCUUGAGUCAUCUCCAACCGCCAUUGCAAAGCUGUCCGGCGGCAAAGGGGGACGUCGGGGCCCCCUCAAUCAUUUCGACAACUUCAAGGCUCUGCAUCGCUUCGCAACCACUCAUGUCGCACAACCUGAAGACACUCACCUCAUCUUCGGAUACCUCCGGGACAUCUCGACACUGUGGGAGCAGUGGGUGGACGGUGGACAAGUGGGAUUUGUAGUCAAGGAGAUACUUGGGAUCACGGAGAGAGAGUUCUUGCUACUGCAAACCAUGGUGGAGGAGAGCUGGGACUGGGAGGUGAGCGAGGAUCUUGUCAAGUACGUUGCGUUUCUGCGUACGAUCAAUAUGGACUUCUGGCCAGGUGAUGGCAGAGUCGUGCUCCAAGCGCCGACGUUCAGCGAGGACUUCUCAAUCAACAUCCUCUUCGAUGUUGCAUCCAUGUUGCGCCUAAGUUCCGCCCCUUUUAACGAGGCGAGGCCGACAGUGGCAUACAAGACCGACGUCAAGAACACUGAUGUGCAGUUUACGUUACGCCACAGCGCCGUUGUGAAGGACAUAGAGGCCGUUCCGGGUACAGAGAUCUUCCUCACGCUGGUGACCGACACACGCCAGGAGUUCGUAUAUCAGAUGAAGAAGUGUUCACAGAUCGCUGCGGCAUUGCCGUCACUCACUAUACUUCAAGGAUUCAUCGUCGCCAUGAUUGGGCCGGCCGAGGCAACCGUGGAGAGGCAUGACCUGUACAGCGCCAGACGCGUACCGCCGGGUGCGGCAUCCCAGUCCAUGGAAGUAUGUGUGGUGGUCUACACAUCCGCAGAGUUUGCCAGAUUUCGGGUGGCGGCGAGCGGCGCCAUGGGUUUCGAGGACUGGGUGGAGGAUCCCAACUUCAUGAUCAAGACCUACGCCGCAGACGUCCCGGCUGACGGCUUCCGCUUGCUGGAUGAACACAUCCAUAGGAUCGUGCUAUCGCACGCCUCCAACAUCGCCCAGCGCUCGCUCUUGGCCCCGCCCCGGAGCGAGGAGAUGGACACGCAGCUUCUGGAGGACGUCUGCCAGGGGGCUGGUGAUAAGGUAGUUCGGUGGCUGCACCGGGUGGUGUACGAGAAGUUAUCGGCCAUCGUCUGCCAGCGCCAGGGGCUGGGCAAGCCUUUCAUUGGGAACGGCCAGCAGCCUUACUAUGCGAAGGGCCUCUCUCGCAACGCGAUCGCCUGCAUGCGGCGUUAUACCGGCGCACAUGUCCCUGUGAGAAGAGAAGGUGAUAAGCCCAGUGACAUGGCUGACAUACCCAUCACAUGCACCGCAAUCUCUCUGGGCGAGUCGCCCGCCAUCGUCCCGGACACCGCAUACAUCAUUCAUUUCGGUUUCACCAUUCACGCCGUGGUUAUUCAGGAAACUGGCGUGUCUCAAACGCCUCAACAGCUCAUGCGGAAGUGUCGGGACAUGGUGGCACGAAAUCUCAUACCAGCUUGUGGGGUGCUCCUGGUGUUUGUGCACGAGACUCGCGGGGCCCCAAACACCGUUCCCGACACCGUUCCACAGCAUUGGAUCAAUGCGACACAAGAAGAGCUGGCUUUGAAGGCCAAAAACGAGGCUAAUCAGGCGGGCCCGAAAGCUGAUCCGGACGAUGCGAACAACGCACAAGCUGCCAGGAAGUCCAUCUCAAAGCUAUGGGGACCUUGGGAGCUCCUUGGGACACCCCCAAGCAAGUUUCGCGAACGGUGGCACGGUCACAUCGUUCCCCCUGUCGCCCUACGCGGCAUUGUUCUUCAUGGCGCGACCCAGCUAUAUGCCGUGGCCGUAUUGCCGUCAGAAUAUGGCCUGUUCGACAGGGCCGUCGAGGAGCACUGGAGCUUGCACAAGGUCCUCGAGGAAUUUAAGAGCAUGGAGUUCUGCCUGAAAAUGGGGAGCACGCCGCACUCCACCGAGGACGCCGUGGAGGAGUUCAGGAAGCGACUCCUCAUGAUGGCCAUCUUGACAAACAAGCUGCUGAAAGCCAUCGUUGCCCGUGAAACCAACGCCAUUGACAACGAUGUGCCGGGCAUUCUACACCACUUCCCCGGGGUCACGUCGACGCUGAGCAAUAGUGUUUUGCUCAGUGUUGCGGAGCAGGACAUCCCCGGUUUCUACACUACCCUACCGUCCCUCGACCCCUCUGACCCGGACGUCGCUGACACAUUCAACAUCAUCGGAGGCACCCUCACCACCUCCCUGCUCAACAACCUCGCCGGCAAGUUGCCCUCUAGGGUUCUGGACUACGUAACGUGCGUUUGUCAAGUUCGCCUUCGCAAGGCGGUCGAUGCAAAAAUCGCGAGCGAAGCGGCUUUGCGUAAGAAGUUGGAUGGUAAGAAACGGGCAAAGAGGGAAGCGGCGCAAACUCGUGCGGCGAAGGUACAGCCGGCCAAGGGCGGCGGCUCAAGUGGGGGAGGCUCGAAAGGCUCUGGAAGUUGA